AUGAGUGCAGAAGAAAGAGAGAGGAUCGGUCCUGUAGUAUCAGUCAGAUAUCAAUGUAUCCGAAUACUGAUCUUUUUAUAUGUAUUUAUAAUCGUCUGGUUGUGUGAUCCAUAUGAACCUGUCAGUGAUUGGUUGCUCGGUUUGUUUAUAGUUUUUAAGCCGAUCUUUGCUUCGGCUAAAAUGUGCAUCAACCCGACCGCUGAGCUGGAACUGAAAACCCCAAAAGCUAAUCUGCACCUGGAGGUCCAGAACAUCGCUAUCGAGAUGACCAAACCACAGUAUCUAACCAUGGUGGAGCUGCUGGAGUCCAUUGACUGCAUGGUGAAGAACGCCCCCUACAGGAAAUUCAGACCUGACGUCUCAGUUCAGAGCAGCCCCAAACUCUGGUGGAGGUACGCCUUCAACGGCAUUAUGGAGGUCCACAUCAGACGCUGCAGUCACAUGUGGUCCUGGUCCAACAUCAAACAGCACAGAGAGAACCUGAAGGCCUACAAGACCGCCUACAAGACCAAACUGCUGAGCCAGAACAAGCCGAACCAGGACACGGAGCACAACAUCCAGGAUCUGGAGAAAGUUCUGGACGUAUUCAACAUCAUGUUGGGCCGGCAGCAGGCCCAGAUGGAGGUCAUCAGGUCAGGACAGAAGGUGGUGGGGAAGAAGGCGCCAGGGCAGAAGCAAGGAGGAGGUGGAGGUUUCUUCAGCAGCUUCUUUGGUAGAAAGGCCAAGAAGGAGGAGCAGGAGCCAGAGGAGAGCAAGGAGACAGAGA
Molecule: messenger RNA, 766 nt
Organism: Morone saxatilis (striped sea-bass)
Lineage: Eukaryota; Metazoa; Chordata; Actinopteri; Moronidae
Product: vacuolar protein sorting-associated protein 13C
Exons: 6
Biological process (GO): mitochondrion organization; protein retention in Golgi apparatus; protein targeting to vacuole
Cellular component (GO): extrinsic component of membrane
Source: RefSeq, a predicted model, not a curated record